CAUGCCAGAGAUCAAAUCAUGGCACGUUUGAUUCCACCUGGUAGUGAGAAAAAAAGGUUUUAUACUAAUAAAGUAUUUCCAGGGAUGGUUGGUGGUAUGAUAGUUGUAGGCUUUAUCAUGCUUUUGACCAGUGGCAUAGUGCUUGGAUGGAAAAACUAUCAUUUCAAAGUGACCAGAGGAGAGAAUAAGAGGCCAUUUGAGUGGUAUUUGGGGGCUGGAGUGUGCAUUACAGUGGCCAGCAUAGCCAGUUUUAUAGUGAUUAAAAGAGCAGAUUCUCCUCUUAUGAAGAAAUGUUCCCUAGUGUACAUCAUAAUUCUUGCUUUGGCCACCAUUUUCACUUUGGUUGCAGUCAUCACAAGUUUUACUUUAGAGCUUGAUGACAUGGAAAAUGAUAUGAAGAUCAAUAUUCAGGACUAUGGUUUAGGAAGAAAAAGAGAAGAGACAACGAAUAUCAACACGCUACAAAGUGAAGAGGAUUGUUGUGGAGUGAAUUAUUAUACUGACUGGAGAAAUACAAAGUUUGGAGGACGUAGAAUCUUCGCAGUACCAGACACCUGCUGUAAAACAAAUGAGUUUGGGUGUGGCUUUAAGUUUGAAACUGACGAUAUCAACCGCAGGGGAUGUUUAGAGGUGGUAAAGGGCUCCGUAGGAAAACGUCUAUUGGUAGUCAAGAUAAUGGGAUUCUUUUUCUUGUUGGUUGAGGUUGGCGUGGUGGUUGCCACGGCAAUCAUUUGGAAGAAAUACAUGAGUGAAUGGUGACUGACUGAUGACGGCUGAGAAGAAUCACAUGAACGCAUGCAUAACCCGUGAUUGUGGUCUAAACGCCUGACUGAUCACGUUAGUGUCAUGUGAUAUAAUGUCACUGCCGAAAACACAAUUAUGUUCAAUUUGCUGAUCUCUUUCGCCUCACUAAUUUAUCUUAGUGUUAAUUUUAGUGAGCAGAGAUUUUCGUGUCAACAACUGAGCCCCUAUUUCGCAUAUUUAUGUGGACGCAUAAUUUUGUGUUUUUGCCUAUGUUUAAAGGGGCUCUUUCAACUUUUAGCUUCAUUCUAAGAGGCAUUCAAUAUCAGCAAAAAUAGAACCUAAUAGUAUGUUCAAUAGCCCUCUUGACCACUAAAUCACGCGCGAGAAGGUUGAAAGUUAGGGUAGAGCACGAACAGUUGUACUGUUUUCUUUUCUCUCUAUUUUUUUUUGCCCAAGGAUCACAUCUUGAUAUUAAAUUGAGGAAAAAGAAAACAAAAUUUAAGCAGUACAGAGUUUCUUAAAAUGUCAAAUGUUUUGGUAGUACUUUGUAAUUGUAUGAAUGGAGUAUCUUAAGGUUUUUUUUUCUUUUUUAAGUUUAAAUUGUCUUUGGAUAGACACUAAAUUUCCUCUGCGCUCCUCUUAGCUCUAAACACUUUUUCUAGCUUAAAUAGUUGGAUUUGCUCAUUUUUUGUAGUUAUUGACCACCCAUGGUGGACGUUUAGUUUACGCAGUCAAUAAAAGCACUCAGGGGCUUUAGUG
Messenger RNA from Pocillopora damicornis (cauliflower coral), 1503 nucleotides. Its product is annotated as tetraspanin-6. Gene Ontology annotation, cellular component: plasma membrane. The record is from RefSeq and is a predicted model, not a curated record. Lineage: Eukaryota; Metazoa; Cnidaria; Anthozoa; Scleractinia; Pocilloporidae.